Messenger RNA from Dermatophagoides pteronyssinus (European house dust mite), 1179 nucleotides. RefSeq names its product transcription initiation factor IIB-like. Lineage: Eukaryota; Metazoa; Arthropoda; Arachnida; Sarcoptiformes; Pyroglyphidae. Gene Ontology annotation, cellular component: nucleus; transcription preinitiation complex. Gene Ontology annotation, biological process: transcription preinitiation complex assembly; DNA-templated transcription initiation. The record is from RefSeq and is a predicted model, not a curated record. Gene Ontology annotation, molecular function: TBP-class protein binding.
UUUUUAGGAAUAGUUUUUUUUCAAGAAAGAAAAAAAUAAUGACAAGCAAUGUCGGUAAUCAUAAUAAACAAAUGAUACGAUGUGAAUAUUGUCCCGAACAAACACCAUUGAUUGAGGACUAUCAUGCAGGUGAUAUGAUUUGUUCCGGUUGUGGUCUUGUUAUUGGUGAUCGUAUUAUCGAUGUUGGUGCUGAAUGGCGAAAAUUUUCCAAUGAUCAGGUGAAUAAAUCACGAGUGGGAUCAUUAGAUAGUGAGCUUUAUGAAUCGAUGAAUCUAUCAACGUUCAUAUCGAAUCGUCCUAAUUCUACAUCACAUCAUAAUUAUAGUCAAAAUAAUGAUGCUAAUGGCAAUGAUCAAUCAUCAAGUGGACCAUUUGUAGAAAAUCCAUAUAUACGUCGUGAUCCAUCACGACCAUAUUAUAAUAAAAAAUAUCUAACCAAUAAUCAACGUGCUGUGAUUGCCGGAUUUAAAGAUAUUUCCGAGAUGGCUGAAAAACUUCAGACAACACGUCCAGUGAUUGAAAGUGCACAAAUGUUAUUCAAACAAAUGAAAACCAAAUUGAAUACCUUUAAAUCCAGUAGCAUACAGAUGCCAUUAGCAUCGGCAUGUUUAUAUGUUGCAUACAGAAAUCAAAAUGUACCACGAACAUUUAAGGAAAUAUGUGCUGUUUCCAAAGCUACUAAACGUGAAAUUGCUAAAUGUUAUAAAAUUAUAUCGAAAGAAAUUGGCCAAACAAUUGUACAGGCGUCUGUCAUUGAUUAUAUACCACGGUUUGUUGCACAUUUAGGUCUUUCGAAUAAGAUUGAGAAAUCUACUAUAGAAUUUAUACCGAAAAUUGAAUCAAUUUUAUCCGGUCGUAAUCCAAGUACGAUCGCAUCGUUGGCAAUUUUGUUCGCAAUCAUUGUAACUGGAACAAACAUUGAACAGAAUCAAACGAUUACGAAAACAACAAGCUUAUCAACAGAAAACAAUGGUGGUAAUAAUGAUUGUAAAUGUUGUUCCAAACAAUUAAAUCAAACGAUCAGACGAAUAUCCGAGGUAACCGGUGCUGCAGAAACAACCAUCAAAGAAGUUUAUCAUAUUGUUAAGAAUCAAAAAUAUAAUGAAUUAUUUCCCAAUGUCUUUGCUUUACAAGAAACCAAUUAAAUAUUGACAAAAUAAUAUCGAAGUAAAAUGUGAU